Molecule: messenger RNA, 1461 nt
Organism: Rhinichthys klamathensis goyatoka
Lineage: Eukaryota; Metazoa; Chordata; Actinopteri; Cypriniformes; Leuciscidae
Product: E3 ubiquitin/ISG15 ligase TRIM25-like
Exons: 5
Coding region: 196-1425 (409 amino acids)
Molecular function (GO): zinc ion binding
Source: RefSeq, a predicted model, not a curated record
AAUUUAUAUAGUGCUUGUCGGGAUGGUAUGGUGCAGAUAGUGACAUUUCUGAAACUUAAUAAACCUCCUGGAGCAGGAAAUAGCGAUUCAUUAUUUUUUACUUUCAUUUUCAUUUCAUUCCCAUUCUGAUUUUAAAAAAAUCCAAACUCCUGUUAUUCUACAGUGAAUUUUCCACUGGGUUUGAAAGCACCAAAAAUGGCAGACUCUCUCUUUGAUACUCAAAAUCCUUUAAACUGUCCGAUCUGUCUGAAUCUGCUUAAAGAUCCAGUGACUACAUCUUGUGGGCACAGUUUCUGCAUGGACUGUAUUAAGAGCUGCUGGGACCAGGAGGAUCAUAGAGGCGUUUACAGCUGCCCUACAUGCAGGACAGCAUUCAACCAAAGACCAGCUCUCAGCAGAAGCACUGUACUGGCUGAUAUUUUAGAGGGAAUGAAGCAGGAAGAUCCAGCUGGACCUGGAGAUGUGGCGUGUGAUGUUUGCAAAGGAAUAAAAGUAAAAGCCAUCCAGUCUUGUUUGGUUUGUAUGGCUUCUUACUGCCAAGCUCAUGUUCGACCUCAUUAUGAGUCUAAAGCUUUUAAAAUACACAAGCUGGUCAAAGCUUCCCCAAAUCUACAGCAUCAGAUCUGCCCUCACCAUCAUAAAGCACUGGAGGUUUACUGCUACAAUGACCAGAAGUGUAUUUGUGUAGUUUGUAUGGGGAAUCAGCACAGUGGACAUAAAACAGUCUCAGCUGCAGCUGAAAUGGCAAAAAAGCAGGAGAAACUGAAAAUAAAAAAGAGGGAUUUCAUUCAGCAAACCACUGACAUAGACAAGGAGAUUCAGCAGUCUCCGAAAAAUUUGGACUUUCAUAAGCGCUCUGCACAGGUAGCAGUGGAGAACAUUGACCGAAUCUUCACCGAGAUCCUCCGCUCCAUUCAGAACAUACAAGCCGAGGUGAGAGAGAAGAUCAGAGCUCAGGAGAACAAGGAAGUGCGAGAUGCAGAGAGUCACAUACAGAGACUGCACCAGGAGAUCGUCAAACUACAGAAGGAGAAUAGUAAACUGGAGCCACUUUUACAUACUGAGGAUCACGUUUAUUUCUUCCAGAAUUAUGCUUCCUGUUCUAAGUUCAAUCCGCGCACAGCCUCACCCAGGAAGAUUAAUGACGUCCUGACAUUUGAGAAUGUAGAGAAAUCUGUAUCCCGCCUGAAGAUACAACUGGACAAACUCUGUGAAGAGCACAUGGGCAGAAUAUCAAAGACAGUUGCUGAUGUCCACAUAUUUAAAAACAGGUUCCAGAGCAGUAAGUACACUUUUCUAUCAGAAAAAACAAACACACAUUUUUUUAUACUAUAUGCCAUAGGUCGGUCUUGUUUCAAAAACCAAUACUUAUCAAGGAAUUCAAAGAUGCUCACAUUAUACUUCGCAAAUAACAGUCAUGUUUGAGUUCUUUAUACUCACUGAAACAUGCAUGUUUUUUUU